AAAUAAACAUAGACAUUUUCUUUGAUUGUGCUCUCUUUGUGAUUUUUCUCACUUCCUGGAACAGGAGGGUUCUAACUCCGUGAGGACCCCAGCUUUGUUUCUGUAAAUGUGUGUGAGGGCCGGACUCCCAGAAUCUUGCUGGUCGCUGACUUUUCAGUAUGGGGAGGAUCGGCAUCUCCUGUCUUUUUCCUGCUUCAUGGCAUUUUAGCAUCUCUCCAGUGGGGUGUCCUCGAAUUCUGAAUACCAAUUUGCGCCAAAUUAUUGUCAUUAGUGUCCUGUCUGCUGCUGUUUCUCUUUUAUACUUUUCUGUUGUCAUAAUCCGAAAUAAAUAUGGGCGGCUAUCCAGAGACAAGAAAUUUCAAAGGUACUUGGCACGAGUUACUGACAUUGAAGCUACAGACACCAGUAACCCCAACGUGAACUAUGGUAUUGUUGUGGACUGUGGCAGCAGUGGCUCUCGAAUUUUUGUCUACUGCUGGCCAAGGCAUAAUGGCAAUCCUCACGAUCUGCUGGAUAUCAGACAAAUGAGGGAUAAAAACCGAAAGCCAGUGGUUAUGAAAAUAAAACCCGCUUACAGCCAGCAGAAAGCCAUUCUGGAAGACCUUCUGACUGAUGUCCCCGUGCACUUUGAUUUUCUGUUUUCUGACUCUCACGCAGAAGUAAUUUCAGGGAAGCAAGAAGGUGUGUAUGCGUGGAUCGGCAUUAAUUUUGUCCUUGGACGAUUUGAGCAUAUUGAAGAUGACGAUGAGGCAGUCGUGGAAGUUAACAUUCCUGGCAGUGAAAGCAGUGAAGCCAUUAUUCGUAAAAGAACGGCGGGUAUUCUCGACAUGGGAGGCGUGUCCACUCAGAUAGCGUAUGAAGUCCCCAAAACUGAGGAAGUAGCUAAAAAUUUGUUAGCUGAGUUUAACUUGGGGUGUGAUGCGCACCAAACUGAGCAUGUGUAUCGAGUCUACGUGGCCACAUUCCUUGGGUUUGGUGGCAAUGCUGCCCGACAGAGAUAUGAAGAUAGAAUAUUUGCCAACACAGUUCAAAAGAACAGGCUCCUGGGUAAACAGACCGGUCUGACUCCUGAUAUGCCGUACCUGGACCCCUGCUUACCCUUAGACAUUAAAGAUGAAAUCCAGCAAAAUGGACAGACCAUAUACCUACGAGGGACUGGAGACUUUGACCUGUGUCGAGAGACUAUCCAGCCUUUCAUGAAUAAAACAAAUGAGACACAGACUUCCCUCAAUGGGGUCUACCAGCCCCCAAUUCACUUCCAGAACAGUGAAUUCUAUGGCUUUUCUGAAUUCUACUACUGCACCGAGGACGUGUUACGAAUGGGGGGAGAUUACCAUGCUGCUAAAUUCACUAAAGCUGCAAAGGAUUAUUGCGCAACACAGUGGGCUACCUUGCGGGAACGCUUUGACCGAGGUCUGUACGCCUCUCACGCUGACCUCCACAGGCUUAAGUAUCAGUGCUUCAAAUCUGCCUGGAUGUUUGAGGUGUUUCAUAGGGGCUUUUCUUUUCCUGUCAACUAUAAGAACUUAAAGACCGCCUUGCAAGUUUAUGACAAGGAGGUUCAGUGGACCCUGGGAGCAAUCCUUUACAGGACCCGCUUUUUACCCUUAAGAGACAUCCAGCAGGAGGUGUUCCGGGCCAGUCAUGCUCACUGGAGGGGUGUCUCCUUUGUCUACAACCACUACCUGUUCUCCGGCUGCUUCCUGGUGGUCCUGCUGUCCAUCCUGCUCUACCUGCUGCGGCUCCGGCGCAUUCACCGGCGCACACUGCGGAAUGGCUCGGCUGCCACUCUCUGGAUGGAGGAAGGCCUUCCGUCCCAGAAGGUGGCUGGUGACUUAUGAGCCCGAGUUAGACAGCUCCAGGAAGACUCUCUAAAGGAAAAGCCAUUUUUGCCUCAGGGUUUCUCCUCUUUAUUCUCCUAUGGUUUUGUUUUUACUUUCCUUUUUUGUUCCUUAAAACAAAAACAAAAUUCAUUGUUUGUAGGCCCUGCUGUCCUAGAAAUAUUGCAUUUAACUGUUUUGAAUACAGCUUUAAAUUGUGGAGUAGGAAAAAGGAAAUUCACUUGAUUUUUGCUGCAUAGUAUAUCUGUCAAAAAUUACUAAAAUUUUUGGGUGUUCUUUAGGCAUGUUAAAUUUUAAACUAAUGCACUUUGAUAUUGGAGGGAAGUGGAACAGAUGCUUUCUAUUAGUGGAGAUAGGACUGAAGAUUGAUACUUUUACAGAAUGAAAGAACUUAUUGACCAAGAUUAUAAUUCUCUUUUUUCUCUCUCUAGAGAGCUCUAACCUAAAGAGAAUGACAUUUGAUUUUUAUUUAUUGUUCAGGUCUGUCACUCUGUGUGUUUUCUUUUCAAGUUUAAAAAUUCGAAACCAUUUAUAUCCAAAAUAGAGAAAUAUAAGCACCAGAAGGUAACCAUUUUUACAAUUGAUGGUGAAGAGAUGUGAAAAAUGUGAACUAUUGACUAGAGUUUUGUGUACGUGUGUGAAAAAUGCUAAUGAAACAGGAUGAGGAAAUGCAGUGCUUUUUCUUUUAAAAACACACACUUCAGGAUUUAUUGUUUCAUUUCAUUUUAUUUAGAAAAUUCCCAUUACUGUUAUAUUUUCCUGACCACAGAUUACUUUCUUUAUCCCAUCUUUCAGCAGCCUUGGAACACUUUGUUUUUGAAAGAAUUAGAAAAUUCAUAGAGUUUCACUGGUUUCAGUUUUAUUAGAACUAGAGCUGGUCUCCACUUCUAGGCACUUCAGUAAUUCUUAGUAAUAUGUUUUUGCUUGUUUAAUUGUGUUCUGGUUUCUUCCAAAUUCGAAUUGGUAUCUCCCUCUCCCUCUUAAUUAAAAGUUGUCUGAACAGUUUUAUUUGGGUAAUCCCAUACAUAGCUUGACAUGUUCUCUUUAUUACUGCUGUAGUUGAGGUGUAGUGGCCAAUGCCACUGUAAAUCAAAACUAAGGGAAGAGUCUGAAUUUAAUGCAAGAAAUAAACUCACAUUUUGAAGAAAA
Galeopterus variegatus (Sunda flying lemur) is the source of this 2990-nucleotide messenger RNA. RefSeq names its product ectonucleoside triphosphate diphosphohydrolase 4 (gene ENTPD4). Gene Ontology annotation, molecular function: nucleoside diphosphate phosphatase activity. Lineage: Eukaryota; Metazoa; Chordata; Mammalia; Dermoptera; Cynocephalidae. The transcript has 11 exons. Gene Ontology annotation, biological process: nucleoside diphosphate catabolic process. The coding region runs from base 159 to 1841 and encodes 560 amino acids. The record is from RefSeq and is a predicted model, not a curated record. Gene Ontology annotation, cellular component: membrane.